AUGAUGGACCCACGCCCCGUGAAGCGCCGCUGCGGCCGAGGAAGCGCCAUGCUCAUCGGCCUCGCCGAGGAAACCCUCAUGGACGUCUAUCGCUGCCUCGAUGGGCGGUCGAUCCAGCGUCUCUCAUCGACCUGCCGGUCGCUCCGAGGCUUCCUCGACGCGCAAUGGAAGACCUUGUUCACGCGCUACCUUGGCAUUGAGUUCAACAUGGAUGCAGCAUGCUGGCGCGAGUAUCUCAAGCGCUUCUACUGCGCGAUGGAGAAGCGCUGCUGCGUGUGCCUCAUGGAGGGCAGCCCUGCGAUCCGGCCAUGGCAGUUCAUCAACCUCUGCGACGACCACCGUAAGCAUGCCAUCAAGAGCGUGUUGAUCAGCAAGACGUACGCCAAGGAGCAGUUCUCGCUCAACGACGCCGACCUCGCGCCGUUGCAGUUCAUUCUCCGUGGUCGCAUGAAACUCUUUUUGGAGUCGGAAGCAUUGUACUGCGCGCUCCGCAAGCAUGGUGGGCACGGCGGCCUCAAGAAGAUCCAAGACAAGAAGAUCAUCCGCUGGGAGAAGCGCCAAGCGAUCAAGGAGUUUCGCGGGCGCCAGGUCGAGCUCGCGCUCGCGGACGAAGGCGUCUCGAUGAGCAGCGUCUCGCCCGAUUUUUGCACGACGUACGCCGACUUUAUCACGCAGCCCAAGAGUAAGAACUCGUUGAAGACGGUCGUGCGAUGCAUCACGGGCCACAUUCUUCGGGUUCCCGAGCAGUCGACGCGCGAGGCGCUUCGAUUGGACGCGCUCCGAAAACACAUGCAACAAAUGGGACAGUCGACGCAGUUUGACCCGACAUUGCAGUGGGUCAUCGACUACGCGGUCUCCACGGACGUGAACUUGACCCCGGCAAAGGCGUUUUCCAAGGCGGCAGCCGAGGCGCUGCGCAAGGAAGAGCUCAACGCACUUCUCGACCAGCGUGGCCUGCCGCACGAUGCGUGCGUCUCGGUCUUUGGCGACACGAUGACGAGCUUCAUCGAGCAAGGCGAGCUCAAGAUCGGAUUUGGCCAGUACAUCAAUACCGCUGCGCAAGUGGCUUCUGUCGUGGACGCCCGCGCCAAGCGCCUCCAAGACGUUCUCGACUACAUGUUUCCAAACCGCAUGCACACGACUGACGAGGGCACGAUGAUCUCGACCAUUUUCAGCAUUCGGCCGCUUCACGCGUAUGUGCUCGACGGCGUCGUCCGCUUCUUUGGCGAAGUGCACGUCGCAGCGCAGAGCGUGGUCGAUCACUACAUGAGCAUCAUGCGCCGGCAAGGCCAGUACGAGGCCAAGAUCGUGCAGUGGCUCGACCACCGCAAGAUCUCCAUGUCCGCUAUCGGGAUCGAGAAGGGCUUCCUCGCCAACUGCAUUGCGGAACGCGGCCUCACGUCCAAGUCCGUCGAGAGCAUGCUCCGCCAAGUGCUCGACGAAAGUACGCGGACGUCCGAGCUUCUUGCGGCGCUGCCGUCCUUGACGUUCGACUCGAAGGAGAUGCAAACUGCGAGCGUGCAGCGCUUCAUUCAGCACGGCUACGUCAUGCUCAACCGCUCGUUCUUUAGCGACGUCAAGGCGUUUGCACAGGCGCUCUGGAAACAGUCCAGCGAUGUUGCCGACCGGCGCCGAAAGCUUCGUGGCGCGCUCCAGGCGAUGGGCAACGCCGUCACGGGCAUGGCCGGAUACCUCGACAUGGACAGCAGCGCGUACCACGUCUCGGUGUUCCGGGUCGCCAACGAGUUCAUCGAGCAAGGCGGCGGCAACCUCGACGACGUCGCGAAGCGGACGUUCGCCAACAUUCAGCACGAAGUGCUUCUCUGGAAGGCCGUGGAGGCGCUCGGCCUCUCUAUGCGCAUGUACCACGAGUGCUUUGUGACGCUCGGCGACGCACUUGUGCGCGAGUUCAUCCAUACCGGGUCGGUUUGGAUCGAGGGGUGGCAUUCGCGCAGUGCGAAGAAGCUCAUCUUGUACUUGAUCUUUCUCUACAAGUGCCCCACGCACCACAACGUGGUCGUGCGCGAGAUCCUUCGCGUCUGCCUCCAGAACGCACAGCUCGGACCCAAGGUUCCGCCCGCGCUCGGCGCCAAGUUUGUCCUCAUUUGCAACGAGACGCGCCUCCGCGUCGAAGCGAGCUGCUUCACCAACACAUGGAAGAACGUGGUUACCGUCGUCGAGGCCCACGUCAACAAGCACGUUCGGCAGGAAACGCGCUUCAAGGCGUUGCAUGCUGCCCUCGUCCAGCGCCAAUGGCCCCUUCUGGCGUACAGCACCUUGGAGCUCAAGCUCGUCUACCUCCAAAACGGUCUGCCGUGCUACUGCGGCGUCGAGGUCACGACGAUGGACCAGCUCGUCGACGUUCUCAUCGACAUGCACUGCAACGCGUCACGACGUCAAGAUGCGCUCGAGUCGGCGUGGCGAGCUGCUGGUAUCCCGCCGUGGACGUCGUCCAUCAACGUCCACGCCUCUUGGCUCUUUUCGGCUUAUGUGCGCUGCGGCUCUGUCAUGCUUAGCGAGGACACCUCUCUCGACUCGAUCGCGGCCGUGACCAAGCAUGUCAUCGAGUCCAGUGCGUACGAGCGCCAGAUGCAGCUCACCAACGCGCUCGUUCACUACCACUUGGAGCUCCCCGCGGUGGUUGCCGACCUCGAUGCGAGCGUUGGUACGACCAUCUUGGAUUGGGUUCAGUAUGGCACAGCGACACGCUCGCUCAAGGCGACGUCCGUGCCAAGCACCGCGCACGUGCUUGACUUUAUUUUGGAGCACGCCGUCAACGUCUAUGGCGUGUGCAAGGGCUGCGCGACGCCGUGUCGCACGUCGGCCAUUGUCGCGUGUGCGCAGUGCGACUCGGCGCUCUGCCCGUCGUGUCUCGGCGCCUGCGCCGUUUGCAGCCGUGCGCUCUGCAGCCGCUGCACGACCCUCGACGCCGACACCGUCUCUUCCCGCUGCAUUGGCGACUGCCUGUCUUCGAUUAUUUAUUGA
Messenger RNA from Saprolegnia diclina VS20, 2985 nucleotides. RefSeq lists its product as hypothetical. The transcript is spliced from 2 exons. Lineage: Eukaryota; Oomycota; Saprolegniomycetes; Saprolegniales; Saprolegniaceae. The record is from RefSeq and is a predicted model, not a curated record. Bases 1 to 2985 code for a protein of 994 amino acids.